ACGAAAAAGAGAAGAAAAUCAGCACAAAACGAAACGGAAAACUGCGAAAUUGAGGUGCAAAACAGAACUAAAUAAAGCGAUUUUACAUCGCUGUUCUUGACUGAGUUAAACAACUGCAAACAGGGUCAAAAUGGCAGAUCCUUUGAGCUUGCUUCGCCAGUACAACAUCAACAAAAAGGAAAUAUUAGAGCGCGAAAGCCAGAUCAUAUUUGGCGAAUUUUCCUGGCCGAAGAGUGUGAAGACAAACUAUCUAAAAUAUGGAUCCGGAAAAAAGGGUGCUCCGCGUGAAUACUAUACGCUGGAGUGCCUCUUGUAUCUAUUAAAAAAUGUGAUGCUCCAGCACUCGGUGUAUGUGCGACAAUGUGCAGCCGAGGAUAUACCAGCGGUAAAUCGUCCAGAUCGUAAGGAGCUGUUAGCAUACCUAAAUGGUGAAUCACAAACCUGCGCCAGCAUAGACAAAAGUGCGCCUCUCGAGAUACCCACUCAGGUGAAGCGGUCAGCCGAUGGCGAUCCUAUUAGUGGGGAGGUGGCAGCCAAGAAGCCACGUUUCGAGGAGACUCAAGUGCAAAAGGUGCGAGAACAAUUGGCCGCUCGAUGGGAUGUUAAUCAAAAGGAGACUGCUGUUAAUAUGGAUAACAUCAAGUCCUUGUCGGAAACCAUGUCCGUGGAAAAGAUUGCUGCCAUCAAGGCCAAGCGCUUGGCCAAUAAACGUACCACCAUUAAACGCACCGAUAACGAUGAGGCCGCCAUGGGCACUGAUUUGCGAGCCAUUUUGGACUAUGAUGUCGACUCCACCAAGGAUAUCAUUAGUCGCGAGCGGCAAUGGAGGACGCGGACUUCCAUUUUACAGAGUACGGGCAAAAUAUUCGCCAAGAACCUAUUUGCCAUGCUGCAGGGAAUUAAAGCGCGCGAAGAGGGAAGGCAGGGAAGACCGCAGGUCUCGAAUAAUGCAAUCAAAAUGCCUGAACCGCCUCAACGAAUCAAUAAACCGCCCCAGCAACAACUUUCCCAGUACAAUCGUUACGAUCAGGAACGUUUCAAUCGACAAAAAGAGGAAACGGAAGGAUUCAAGAUUGAUACUUUGGGUACCUAUCAUGGCAUGUCCCUGAAAUCGGUGACCGAAGGCUCGUUGGCCCAGCAACGCAAGGCCCAAGCUGGAGGCGCAGGUGGUGCUGCAGCGCCCGGAAUGCGACCCAACAAACCGGAUAUGGGGCUAGGUAUGCCCACAGCUCAGAACAGGCAAUUAGCAUCCGGCAAUGGUCCCCAGAAGCGUCCAUCCCGUACGCCCAUUAUCAUCAUCCCGUCAGCGAACACAAGCCUCAUCACCAUGCUCAAUGUAAAAGAUAUAUUGCAGGAACUGCGUUAUUUGUCUACGGCAGAAAAGAAAAUGGCAGGUUGCCAGCGUGAUACUGAGGUUCUGUUGCAAAGAAAACGUAAUAAUCAAACAGUCUCAUAUCGUGUAAUAGAUAAUCCAAUCAAGCUCAAUCAGCAGGAUUGGCAAAGAGUCGUAGCUGUCUUUGUCAUGGGUCCACAAUGGCAAUUCAAAGGCUGGCCUUGGGAUGGUAAUCCCGUGGAGAUUUUCUCAAAAAUUUGCGCGUUUCAUUUGUGCUUUAGUGAGCUGAAACUGGAUGCAAAUGUGGAACGCUGGUCAGUGACGCUGCUGCGUCUAUCGCAAAACAAAAGGCAUUUGGAUAGAGCAGUGCUUAGCAAAUUUUGGGAAACUCUCGACAGAUACAUGGCAAAAUACAAGCCCGACUUAAGGUUUUGACUUCCUUCUACGCUCUUUGUUCUUUAAUCUUACCUUCAAUAUUUUCAUUUUAAAUGCAAUCUUCUUUAGUUUUUCUUUAUCAUUUACUUCAGCCUAAGUUUACUCAAUUUCCAAUUUUAAAAGAAAAAAACUGGCUUCAAGUUUAUAAUUAGUUUUUGAAUUUUUUACCAUUACAAGAAAAGUGAAACCUCUAAAACUUCCUAUUUAAGAAAUAAUCAUAAAAGUUUGUUAAAAAGAAUAGAAAACCAUCAGAUAAUGUAAUCUGUAGAAUUAGUUAUGUACAAUAAAACCACAAAAAAAGUUAUAAGCCUAAAGUGAAA
Messenger RNA from Drosophila willistoni, 2088 nucleotides. It is a transcript of the gene hyx, whose product is annotated as parafibromin. The transcript has 5 exons. The record is from RefSeq and is a predicted model, not a curated record. The coding region runs from base 131 to 1768 and encodes 545 amino acids. Gene Ontology annotation, biological process: transcription elongation by RNA polymerase II; positive regulation of transcription elongation by RNA polymerase II. NCBI's taxonomy places the organism in Eukaryota, Metazoa, Arthropoda, Insecta, Diptera, Drosophilidae. Gene Ontology annotation, molecular function: RNA polymerase II complex binding. Gene Ontology annotation, cellular component: Cdc73/Paf1 complex.